CAAAAAUAUUGGUCAGCCAUGACAAGCAACAAUUCGGUGUCUAUUCGCAGUGUUAACGAGUAGGGCGUGCGUACAUUUUGAGGAUGUGAGACAGAUCUUUUAGAGGCCUGAAAAACUCCGAAGUCGGCAUAGUUUUUGAGUAGGAAAGGUAUAAGGACUUGAGCAGCCCACCCAUCAAGGUAAAAGCUUUAAUUUCUUGCAUUGACUUUUACCUUGAGCUUCGGGAUCCUGGAGCAGAAACAGCUACUAUACGAUAUCUCUGGACAUAGCAUUGACGACGCUAUCUACACUACAAACACUGUACAAAUACGAAUCACCGUCAGCAUGGCCAUGACAGGAGCAAAGAAACUACAAGAGUUGAUGGCAACGCCCGACCACAUCAUCGUCGCUCCAGGAGUCUACGACGGCCUCUCUGCCAGAAUCGCUCUCGCCGCAGGAGCAGAAUGCCUCUACAUGACAGGAGCAGGCACAAACAUGUCCCGCCUCGGCACCGCAGACCUCGGCAUCGCCACCCUCCCCGACAUGCUCUCAAACGCCUCCACCAUAACCUCCCUCUCACCCUCCAUUCCCGUAAUAGCAGACGCAGACACCGGCUACGGCGGUCCCAUAAUGGUAGCUCGCACAACCCGCCAAUACGCACUCGCCGGUGUAGCAGCCCUCCACAUCGAAGACCAAGUCCAAGAAAAGCGCUGUGGCCAUUUGGUGGGCAAACAAUGUGUGAGUAGAGAGGUGUAUUAUGCGAGACUGAGGGCUGCGGUGAAGACGAGGGAUGAGAUGGGCGCGGAUAUGUUGGUCAUUGCGAGGACGGAUGCGAGGGCAGAUUUGGGGUUCGAAGAGGCUGUGGAGAGGUUGAAGGGCGCGGUGGAGUGUGGUGUUGAUGCUUUGUUCCUCGAGGCACUGCAGAGUGAGGAGGAGUGUAAGAGGGCGGUCGAGAUCUUUGCCCCUACGCCUGUUUUGCUUAAUAUGGUGCCUGGAGGAAAAACACCGCAGAUGGGUGUCAAGAGGGCAAAGGAGAUUGGCUUCAAGCUCUAUAUCAAUCCUACAUUGGGACUAGAGGCUGUUGUUAGACCGUUGGAGAAGGCUUACAAGAUGUUGGUUGAGCAGGGCACUGAUGAGUGUGAGCCCAUUGGUCCCAAAGCUCUAUUCGAGAUUUGUGGUCUAAAUGAGGCUAUGGCGUUUGAUGAGAGCGUUGGCGGUGCUGCGUUCGGAUCGUCAAAGUAGAAGCGAAAACAACGGUGUGAUCAUCAAUCUUCAUUGUCUCAUACAGCUAUAGCUAUGUCAUUCAUGCUAAUUGCGGGAGCAAACCCUUACAGCUUAUCAUGUCUUCGUCAUGUUCUCCCAGCAAAGCAAACGGCUAUAAAACCUAUCGUCCAAGUCAUGUCCUCUUAGGAUACCGAGCAGCGACCAUUGUAAGGCCUGAACUUGACCCACAGCACUAUUCCCCACCUCCCUACGUCGUCUCAACCAGCGGUCUCGUCCUCUGUCUUGGUCUUGGUCUUUGGGGUGGUACGAAGGACAAUCUCAGUGAUGGCAACCACAUCCAUAGCUUCAAGACCAGUGACGGGAAGUUUCAGGCUGUUCAAGUAGACGAGGACCUGGUUGCAUCUGUCCUGACCUAUGGCAUAAGCCUCGUCAUUCUGGCCGUCGAAACCCACAACGCAGCCUCCACCACGUGUAGCA
Messenger RNA from Aureobasidium subglaciale EXF-2481, 1680 nucleotides. RefSeq lists its product as uncharacterized. Gene Ontology annotation, molecular function: catalytic activity. The record is from RefSeq and is a predicted model, not a curated record. The coding region runs from base 325 to 1221 and encodes 298 amino acids. The transcript has 2 exons. Lineage: Eukaryota; Fungi; Ascomycota; Dothideomycetes; Dothideales; Saccotheciaceae.